Messenger RNA from Microstroma glucosiphilum, 1187 nucleotides. RefSeq names its product NAD(P)-binding protein. The record is from RefSeq and is a predicted model, not a curated record. Bases 132 to 1052 code for a protein of 306 amino acids. Lineage: Eukaryota; Fungi; Basidiomycota; Exobasidiomycetes; Microstromatales; Microstromataceae. Gene Ontology annotation, cellular component: membrane. The transcript has a single exon.
CUCCUAGGCAAAUGGCAAGCAUAUAAGCGCACGACGAAUGCCUCCCAUUUUGUCUUCCUUUCCGACUGUGCCUCAUCUCCUCCCAUCACACACUUGCAUUCACGCUAGCUGCGCCUCAUCUUAAAUCUACCAUGGCUCCAGUUGUAGUGACCGGUGCCAACAAAGGCCUCGGCUUGGAGAUCAUCGUGCGUUUGCUGCGCACUGAUGCAUCGAAGACAAUCCUGCUAGGUACCCGUUCACUGUCCAACGGAAAAGCAGCCAUCAGCAGACUACAAGAACGUGGACUGGACACGACCAACGUCAGGAUCCUAGAACUUGAUGUCAGUAAGAUGGACUCUGUUCAAGCUGCUGCGGAGACGGUCAAGAAAGGGUACGGAGGUCAAUUGGAUUGCGUCUACAAUAAUGCCGGUGUCGUAUCGACGACUGAGUACGAGGAGGCGAAGCAACUCAUGCAGGUCAACUACUACGGAGUCAAGAGGAUGAUGGAGGUGUUCGAUCCCUUGAUUGUACGUGGUGGCCACGAUGUCAUCGUGUCAUCCGGGAUGGGUGCUUGGGCCACGUACCACUCUCCACUACCCCUCCAGAACCUCCUAACCGAACCUAGCAAGACUACGCCAGCUCAGCUUGAUGAUUUGGCAGAGCGAUAUCUUGAGAGUCUGAACACCCACAACCCAUCUGCGCCCGAGCUUCAGAAGGAAUUCCCGAUCUCAGAGGGAAUGAUCGGACCGUAUGCAGUCAGUAAAGCGUUCCUGAACGCCUACGUUCGAAAUAUAGCCCCCAGUCGAUUGGAAAAGCAAGGCAUCAUUCUGUCCGUAGCGUGUCCGGGAUUCUGCGCUACCGACCUCAACAGCAACUCGGGACCCAGGAAAGCAUCGACGGGAGCGAGAUCUAUCGUCUUGGCAUCCCAGAUAAGCUCAGAGCAGGCGGGAGGUUUCUUCAGAGAUGGCAAACCCGCCAACUUCAUCGAGCGGACUGCCACCUUCGAAGAGAUGGCAGAAGACGCGCGCACAGUUGAGCAGGGGCUGAGGGAGGCAGGUGAGAUCAUGGACUAAGCUGUGAAGUAGCCACUCAUUUCAAGCUGAGCCAAGGGAAGGGAGGGGCUGCUUGACAGGAUCGGGGCAGCGUUUUCCGAAGCUGCCACAAUGUGACGCGUCACAAUCUCACCCGCACUGCCUGUCAUGAUUUGG